This is a messenger RNA of Labrus bergylta (ballan wrasse), 2557 nucleotides long. RefSeq names its product zinc finger DHHC-type containing 1 (gene zdhhc1). Lineage: Eukaryota; Metazoa; Chordata; Actinopteri; Labriformes; Labridae. Gene Ontology annotation, biological process: protein targeting to membrane; peptidyl-L-cysteine S-palmitoylation. Gene Ontology annotation, molecular function: protein-cysteine S-palmitoyltransferase activity. The record is from RefSeq and is a predicted model, not a curated record. Gene Ontology annotation, cellular component: endoplasmic reticulum; Golgi apparatus.
UGGAGACGGUGGGAGGACAGCAGCAACCAGGCUAACGGGCUAAAUGGCUAACUGGCUCGUUAGCGCACCGUUGAAUCAUCAUAGGCUGUUCAAUUCGUAAAACGAUGUUUUUAUUCUAAACGUUUUGAGUCACGACAUUACGUCUGACUCCAUCUGUCACCGCGGCGUUGUCUUAGACGUAAGUUAACUUGCAUGGCAGCAGUCGUGUCCCCGCUAACGAGGCUAGCUCUUCUCGGUGUGGGGAUGUCGAGCUGGUCGUGAUUAGCUAACGAGUGAAACUAACGCGCUUAUCUAAAUAUUAUCCCAACACACUGACUACCAAACAAGGGGAUGUAGCCACCUAGCACGGAUAGUGUGGGAUAGCCGGGAUGGAUGUGAGUUAACAGCUGGACUGGGACGGUCUGGCCCGGGUUAGUGGUUCUCUAGAGCGGAUCUGAGUGUCGAGCCGAGCCGAGCCGAGCCGAUCCGAGCCGAGCCCUUCAAGUAGCAGCAGCAGCAGCAGCAGCAACAUCAGCCUGGUCCCCCCGCGCCGGAGUACAGCAGGCAGAGCUCCACACCGCCGGUCAGGCCCGGUCUCCCGGGUGAGAUGAGAUGCAGCGGAUCGGAGGGCCGAUCAGCAUCCCGAGUCCCGGUAACACCUGCUAACCAGGAUGGAUGUGUGCAGUAAGAACCCAAACCGCACGGCGCCGGUUGGUGAGGACGACCCACAUCAGGCCGAUGUGCCUCUCUGCUCUCGGACAAACGGUUGGAGCUGGCCGCCACAUCCUUUCCAGCUGCUGGCCUGGCUGCUCUACAGCUAUUUUGCCGUCACAGGCUUCGGCGUGUUUGUCCCCCUGCUGCCUUCACACUGGAUCCCUGCGGGCUACAUCUGUACGGGCAUCAUGUUCGUCUCUCACCUGUGUGUCCACAUCAUGGCCGUGUCCAUCGACCCGGCCGACUACAACGUCAGAACAAAGAGCGACAAAGGUCCGGUGCCCGUGUUCGACCGCUCGAAGCACGCUCACGUCAUCGAGAACUGCCACUGCUACCUCUGCCAGGUGGACGUGGGUCCUAAGUCAAAGCACUGCAGUGCCUGUAAUAAGUGUGUUGCCAACUUCGACCAUCACUGUCGGUGGCUCAACAACUGUGUGGGGAGCAGAAACUACAAGUUGUUCCUCCAUAGUGUGAUCUCAGCUCUGUUGGGGGUUGUGCUGGUUCUGAUUGUUGCCUCCUACGUCUUAAUUGAGUUCUUUGUGGACCCAUCCAAACUCCGAACCGACAAACACUUUCUUGUGAGGAAUGAGACAGGUGUGUGGUACGUGUUCCUGCCGGUGGCUCCGAUCAGGUCAACGGCAGGAGCCAUUCCCGGGCUGGCUGCUGUCACCAUCACUCUGGGUCUGCUGUCGUUUAUGCUGCUCUCUCACCUGCUCUGCUUCCACAUCUACCUGAUGUGGAACAGACUCAGCACCUAUGAGUUCAUUGUGCGUCAGCGUCACCGUCAGGACGGCAGAGACUCGAGGAAACCCAGAGCAGUGAAGGAGACAGCAGCUCCGACGGUAAACGUCAUCAAGGAUGUGAACUACUCAGGGACUCUGGGUUACACCAACCCACAGCUGGACAUGAGGGAACCUACCACUGUGGCUGUGCGGGGGGAGUCAGAAUUCCUGGCUAACGGCAGAGUGAGGACCGUGUCCAGUCCUGUCAUGGAGGAAGAAUCUCUGCCCAACGUGUCAACAGAGCUGAAAGCAGCAGCACACACACACCGACGCACGCAGAAAAAGAAGAAGAAAGUUCGUAAAGUUCCUGCAGAGGUGACCAGAGAGCGCUGCCCGAGUACAGCCCCGCCCCCUGCAGAGCCCAGCAGCAUGUCUGCUGUGUCCCUGGGUCAGCGACUUCCCUUCCCAGCGUUCCCUCUGAGGGCCACCUUGCCCCCCCUUGCCCUACCUGUGGGCCCCGUGCAGGCGGCCGCCCCUCCAGCUGAGUACCACUCGGACUCUGCAGAGUCUCUGGAGGAGAUCCCGGUGGCCUUGGCCAAACUGGGCUCCUCGUCUUCUGCUGCUGCAGCCUCCGGAGGAGACGCCUCCACGUCUUUGCAUAGAGCUGUCCCCUCCUUCCCGCUGCCCUCCCCCCAACCCAGGACUAAGAGGAAGACCACUUCCUCCCGCACAAAUAAGAACAUCGCAGAGCUGAGGUUUGAGAUGGCCUCCACCCAGCCUCCGAUGGUGUUUGUUAGCCGAGCUAGCGGAGACGUCUCUGGGCCUCGUGAGGAGGCCUUUAAUCUCAGCAGGAAGCAGACCGGCUCCAGACCUGGGUCCAGGCCGGCUUCUCGGACCUCGCUGGCCUCCUGGAUGGAGGUUUAACCUGAGCAGAGUCUGAACUGAAACUGUUCUCACUCUUUAUCUUUUUACUAUCACUGGCGCUCUGCAGCCUUGCACAACAAUCUGUGUGUUUUUGUUUUGUAUGUUUUGUAUCUCUGAUUAUGUGAUUAUUUAUUGAUUACUAAGAAAUCGCUUUUAUGUUGAAUGCCAAAGUUGAAACUUAUUUGUGCACAAUCUUUAUAAAUGAAGGAAAACUUUCA